AUGAGGCAAGCCAUUAUUAAAGAAGAUUUGAGCACCUCUUUCGAAACCGACGCUGCCAUUCCCGAGCCUAACGAGGAUGAAGUCAUAAUUCGUGCGGUGUACGCCGGAGUAAAUCCGAUCGACUGGAAAGGUGCUCGGGAAGCGGAUGCGGUAGCUCUACAUGGAGAGCUGAAGAAUCCAGUCCAUCGGGCGGCUGGAAAGGAUUUUGCGGGCUACGUCCAUGCUGUUGGCCGAAAGGUUCACAGUUUUCGUGUUGGAGAUCGAGUGACGGCCGUCAACCAUAGUAGUGGCUUCGCCGAGUAUUCAGUCGGACCGGCAUGCACCACUGCGUUGCUGCCACCGCACGUCUCAUUUGCAGAAGCGUCGACGUUUGGACUGGCGUAUAUCACGGCAGCACUUGGCGUCUUCAAAAAUCGGCCCCUACCAACACCCUGGAAUCCAGCACCGCGAGACACCAAGCACCCGAUUAUCAUUUACGGCGCUUCGUCCGCUGUAGGCGCUUUCGCGGUUAAGUUGGCCUCGCUUGCCAAUCUUCAUCCCAUCAUCGCUAUUGCGGGCCAGAGUGGUGACGUGGUCAAGUCGAUUCUUGACCCGAAGAAGGGCGACAUGUUUCUGGAUUAUAGGCAGGGUCCAGAGAAGCUCAUCCAAAGAAUACAGAGCACGCCGGGGGACAUCCACUUCGCAUUUGAUGCAGUCUGCGGAGCAGGAACAUCGGAACUCCUAUGUCAGGUGCUCUAUCCCGAAAACUCCUAUCUAGGUCGAUCUCUUCAUCUGGAGGAAGGGGUGACAAAAAUACCCCAGAACAUUGAUUGUCAAGUUGCUUUCGCGCCGGGUCUAUGGGAGCCUAACGACCCGGAUGGUCCGGAUGGAGAGAACAGUCCUAAUAUUGGCCCGAGAGCCUUCGCGACUGUGGUUUUUGCCUAUCUUACCUUUGCUCUUGAAAAUGAGCUGGUUCGUGGACAUCCUUACGAAGUACUGCCGAACGGACUGGAGGGACUUUCGGAUGGUCUUAAGGCUCUGAAGGCCGCGAAGAACAAAGGUGUAAAGUAUGUUUGUGAGAUCGCUGCUACGCCGGGAUUUUCCGAUAUGUAG
This is a messenger RNA of Penicillium samsonianum, 1092 nucleotides long. Its product is annotated as zinc-binding alcohol dehydrogenase family protein. Bases 1 to 1092 code for a protein of 363 amino acids. The record is from RefSeq and is a predicted model, not a curated record. Lineage: Eukaryota; Fungi; Ascomycota; Eurotiomycetes; Eurotiales; Aspergillaceae. Gene Ontology annotation, molecular function: oxidoreductase activity, acting on NAD(P)H. The transcript has 3 exons.